Messenger RNA from Eucalyptus grandis, 1147 nucleotides. RefSeq names its product tRNA (guanine-N(7)-)-methyltransferase. Gene Ontology annotation, molecular function: tRNA (guanine(46)-N7)-methyltransferase activity. The record is from RefSeq and is a predicted model, not a curated record. Gene Ontology annotation, biological process: tRNA methylation; RNA (guanine-N7)-methylation. Gene Ontology annotation, cellular component: tRNA methyltransferase complex. NCBI's taxonomy places the organism in Eukaryota, Viridiplantae, Streptophyta, Magnoliopsida, Myrtales, Myrtaceae.
AAGAAACCUCGUUGGUUGUCACUUCCUUCCGGGCACUGCUACGCCCCGCCGCCACGGCGUCCUAUUAAGCCACCGUCUUUAAUAAUUUCUCAGCCCUGCCGCCAUCGUCCUACGGCGAGCUCGCCUAUCAGAAAACCGCGUCCUCCGUCUUCUAGAGAUCGAGUUCGCUUCUCGCUCGCUGCUGCGUCGCGCGCGAAGUCACGCCCCCGUUCGUCGAAUCAUCACCUUCCAGAUAAGAGACAUGAUAGAGAAAGAGACGACAUCUACCUUCAACAAAUCAACUGGCUUGCCUAGGAAGCGAUUCUACCGAGCACGAGCUCACAGCAAUCCACUGAGUGAUUCGCACUUUCCUGUUCCACUCUCCCCAAGUCAAUUUGAUUAUUCUCUUCAUUACCCUCAGUUGUUCCCUGCUUCAUCUGAUGAUGAUAAUCCCAAAAGGAUUCAGUUUGCUGACAUUGGCUGUGGCUUUGGAGGGCUACUAGUUGCUCUUUCAACCCUAUUUCCCGACAAACUCAUGAUUGGGAUGGAAAUUAGGGACAAGGUGACCGAAUAUGUGAGGCGCAUUUCUGCAUUGAGGACGACCAAUCCCAGUCAAUACCAAAAUAUCUCAGUAGUACGGACCAACUCUAUGAAGUACAUUCCUAACUAUUUUGAGAAAGGACAACUGAUGAAGAUGUUCUUCCUAUUUCCGGAUCCUCAUUUCAAAGAGAAAAAUCACCGUCGCAGGGUGAUUAGCCCUCACUUGUUAGAUGAGUAUGCAUAUACUCUGGCUGUUGGGGGCAUAAUUUACACUAUCACAGAUGUUGAAGAACUUGGUGAAUGGAUGAAGGGCUGUUUGGAAAACCACCCUAUGUUCGAGGCAUUGACGGAGGAAGAACUCGAGAACGAUCCGGUGGUGAAGCUAUUGACCAGCGCAACCGAGGAAGGCCAGAAGGUUGCCAGGAACGGUGGGCAGACAUUUCAAGCAAUAUACAGACGCAUUGCUCCAUCUCUAUGAUAGAAAUCAACUAAUGGCUCUAUGUCUGUGUAUCGGCAGUAACUUUUUGGGACCAUUUUUAGGUGAACUUUCAUGCAUUUUUUGGGAUCCUUUGAAAGAUUGAGAUAUUUCUAAAUGCAAAAGUAAAAUUCCAUACCUGUUUCUUCAUUA